AUGGCAUCCGAAGAUGACAUCAAUAUGGAAAACCUUGAUGAGUUUCUGGUGACAUUUGUUCAGGGGAUGGACAGUGGCCAUAUGGAUGUCAUUGAUAAGCUAAUACAGAUGAAGUUACAAGACCCCAGGUCACCCCUGGACAUCAACCACUGUGCAAUUCUGGCAUCUAUCAGAGGUAACACCGCAGUGCUAGCCAAAAUCCUGGCUCUUAAUCCUCGGAUGGCCUUUGAGGACAAGCAUGGCAGACGAGCCAUCCACCAUGCAGCCAAGAAUGGACACCUUGAGUGUGUAAGGCUGCUGCUAAAGGCCGGAGCCAUCAGUAACUGCUCCGAUUUGUUUGGGAGGAGCCCUCUACACCUAGCCUGUUCUAGAGGUCAUGUAGACAUCGUGACCCUCCUUGUUCAACAGUGUGCACACAUCAACUCAUGUCGAUCAGAGACAGGAGAGAACGCCCUGCACGUGACUGCCACGACCAGCCACAUUGACGUGAUGCAGGUGCUCCUGGAUAACGGUGGGGACAUCAAUGCCACCACCAAGCAGAACAAAGGAGGGGACACACCGCUGCAUAAGGCUGUGGAGUCUGACCAGCCAGAUAUGGUUGAGUACCUCUGCCAGCGUGGAGCACAGCUAAACGUGUCUAACCUCCUUGGAAAAUGCCCAAUCCACAUUGCUUCUGAGAAGGGUUUCCUGCUCUCCGUUUCCAUCCUCAUCCAUUAUGGGGCAUCCUUGGAGGUCACUGAUGCUCAUAUUCGGACUCCUCUGCACUCUGCCAUUGUGGAAAAUCAGACCAGUGUGGUGAAGCUCCUUGUGGAUGAGGGUGCCAAUCUCCGUGCUAUGGAUAAGUGUGGGUACACACCAUUGCAUUCAGCCAGUCUCCGGGGAAAUGUAGAACUGAUUGAUUACUUUGUGACUGUUGGGGCUGACAUUAAUGUGAGAACACCAGUGUCCUUGCACACACCUCUGAUGUCGGCUAUCACGCUUGGUCGUCUGGAUGCCAUUCACACCCUGAUUGCUCUGGGUGCUGAUGUCACCCUGCCAGAUUCCAAGGGACACACUCCUCUUCACCUGGUUCACAUGAAAUUAGGUGGUGCCCCAGCUGAUGAAAUCAUAAGAGCUUUGCUCGAAGGAGGUGGCCGCUUGGACGUCAGAGACAGUGGACAUUUGACCCCACUACAGCGGGGGAUUGUGGUCUCGGUGAUCAGGAAGGCACCGAUUCUGCCGUGGCUGCAGCUGGUGUGUCAGGCAGGGGCUAUGCUAGGCCCUGACCAGCACACUUUGGGCAAACACUCUCCACUCUUCUGGUUGGCUUACUCUGGGUUGCUGAAGGAGGCCUUGUAUUUGGCCAGAGCUGGCUGGGACCUGAACGAGGAGACUUGGAUUGUACUUCCAGGUCGGGAUGAUACCCAAGAUCGACUUCACAGAUUUAUGAUCACAUCAUUUAAGACUGUCCCAUCCUUGUUGGCAAGCUGCAGGAAGGUUUUACGAUCCCAUCUCAUCACUGUCAGGGAGCAUCGAGAGAUUAUAAGUACGGUGAACUCGCUGCCAAUACCUGACCCUCUGAAGUCUUUCCUGAAACUGUUUGAUGUUGAUGCUGAGGAUGUUUCUGUCUUGGAUCCAGAGAUGUAG
Messenger RNA from Candidula unifasciata, 1626 nucleotides. NCBI's taxonomy places the organism in Eukaryota, Metazoa, Mollusca, Gastropoda, Stylommatophora, Geomitridae. The record is from the annotation of a GenBank genome assembly.